Molecule: messenger RNA, 1080 nt
Organism: Exophiala aquamarina CBS 119918
Lineage: Eukaryota; Fungi; Ascomycota; Eurotiomycetes; Chaetothyriales; Herpotrichiellaceae
Exons: 4
Coding region: 1-1080 (359 amino acids)
Biological process (GO): butanediol biosynthetic process
Cellular component (GO): cytoplasm
Molecular function (GO): (R,R)-butanediol dehydrogenase activity
Source: RefSeq, a predicted model, not a curated record
AUGAGGGCAGCUCGGUAUUACGGCAGGCGCGACAUUCGGGUGGAGGACGUUCCGAUCCCAAAGCCGGGACCCAAACAAUGUCUUAUUGAGAUUGCUUGGAGCGGUAUUUGUGGAAGUGACCUCCACGAAUAUGUCGCAGGUCCAGUGGGAUGUCCGCCUCCAGAGCGCCCUCACCCAUUGACAGGCGGCUAUGUGCCGGUCACCAUGGGACAUGAGUUCUGUGGACAUAUCAGAAGUGCUCCCUCGGGGUCGAAGUUUAAGGAAGGACAAGCUGUGAUGGCUGACCCUCGGAUUCUGUGUGCGGAUUGUCACUCUUGCUCCACCGGCCAAGACCAUACUUGUGAUCAACUUGGAUUUUUGGGCAUCAGUGGUGGCGAAGGAGGUGGAGGCCUUUCUGAGUUCGUUGCAAUCGAUGAGGACAUGCUGUACGCGCUACCUGAAAGUGUCAACAUCGACUUUGCGGCUCUCAUUGAGCCUUUGACCGUUGCGCACCACGCAGUCAAGACUAUUAAUGCGAAGCUCGAGGGUCUUGACGUAUUGAUCGUGGGAGGUGGGCCAGUCGGUUAUGCCCUCGCCUGCGUUCUCAGAGCAGAGAAUGUCAAGAGCAUCAUAGUGACUGAGCCUGCCCUCAAACGGAGAGAGCAAGCCGAGGCAGUUGUCGACAAAAUCAUCGACCCAAGGUCCGAGAACGUUGGCGAAGUCUGCAGAAGCUUCACAGGAGGCAAGGGAGCGGACGUCGUUUUCGACUGCGCUGGCAUUCAAGUCGGGCUCGAAUCUGCCUUCAACGCAAUUGUGCGAGGAGGCUAUUUCGUCAAUGUAGCUGUUUGGGAAGCCCCGAUGACAAUCCCGUUCUGGCAAUUCUUCCUCAAAGAAAUAAAGGUCUUUAGCUCCUGCUGCUACAACAAACAGGACUUUGAGGAGGUGAUGGGGCUAAUUGGACGAGGGAAAUUUCCCGGAUAUGAAACCAUGGUCACUGAUCGGAUAUCGAUUGAGGAUGUUGUCACCAAGGGGUUCGAGGAAUUAGUCAACAAUAAGGAUGACCACAUUAAAAUACUCGUCUCGCCCAGACCACUAUCAUAG